CUUGGAAGGUGAUUUUGCUCAUCUGAAGGAAAGAAACUUAACCAGAAGUACGUCGAAUUCUGAAGUGAAAUUUGAAGAAUGAUUUUGCAGUGGCUAGUAGUAAUAACACUGUUCGUCCACAAAAGUUUGGCUUACAAUCUUCACAAUGAUAUUGACGGCAAUCGUCUUUGGCGCCGUCAGGAACCGGUCAUUGAACCUCAACCAGGCAGAAAUCACGAAGAAUGCAAGAGUGAUAUCAUUGUGUUGUGGGACAAUUCCGCAUCAAUCGGCUCUACAUAUUACCCGAAAGUGAAAAAUUUUCUGAAGAAACUUAUCACGAACAAAGAAUUCCGUGUUGGAAGAGAUGGCACCCGGUUAGGUUUCAUCACGUUCGCAGACGAAGCACACACGAAAAAACUGCUUGAUGUGGGAGAGAUUACGGAUCCAGCAAAGUUGACAGAGUGGCUGGAUAACCUGGAUUAUGAAAAAGAGCUAAUGGGCGAUCAAACAUUCACUGGUAAAGCGUUUGAACUUGCAAACAAGAUGUUUCAACAACCCAGCCCUAAGAAUGUCCGCCCUGAUGUACCUGACGUUAUCUUGUUGUUUACCGACGGCGCACCGAAUCCUGAGUUUCCAACUUCCAAAAGCGAGAGGCAAAAGAAGAUGGAUCAAAAAAGGAUCGCGGAUAAGUAUGCAUCGAUACUGAAAAACAAGAAUGUUAAAAUUGUUGGCAUCACAGGAGGAAAACCAGCGCAAGUUAGAAAAUUUAAGCCCUACGUUGAAGAUUGGGCUUCGUCACCAGAUGAUGUCUCUGAAUCAGAGUUAGACCACUUGGACGGAAUUGUUGAUAAAAUUGUCAAGGAUUCGUCGUGCAUAGCGCCCGCGAAAUUGCCAUGCCGGUGCGAGAAUUACCUUGUAGAACCUCAAUACAUCAAGCAAGGAAGUGAUGCAGUUGUGACUUGGUUACCGCCAUCCCUCAAAUGCCCGCAAGGAUCAAGUGCAGUGAUUCAAAAUACCAAAAUUACUCCGGAGGGAGCGAGACCAGGACAGAGAUUUCAGGCCGGGCCACACAAUAUCGUAUACGAGUUCACAUACGAGUUAAAUGGCAAUUCAAGGACCCAGAGUUGCAGUGUGGAUUUCAACGUUAUUAGCGGGGAAUUGUGUGGGAGGAAGAUAAUCGAUUCUGAAACCGAAGUUUGCUGCUGCGGCGAGACGCACCGUGCUAUGCCUGGGCACGAGUGUUGUGGCAUCGAGUACUAUUAUACGUCAACAGGAAAAUGCUGUGAUGAAAAACGCGGAAUCGUUGUGUGCAAAGAAGCCAAGUGUCCAGCAAUGUGACAUUUGCUAAUGAGUAAAGUAUAUUAGAAUCAAGAUGAUGUUGACUAUUUCUAUAGAUAUACGUUUUAAUAGAAAAUCCUUCAAUAUGACAACACUAAGUUUUCGCAUGAUGUAUUCUUUAUAUAUUGAUUUUGUUGGUAAAUCGAUGUUGACGAUUUCUAGAUAUAUAAGUUUUAGUAGAAAAUACCUGAAUAUGACACCACUGAGUUAAUUUUUGCACAAUGUUACAAUGCAUUUCUUAUAUGUUUCCUUUGGUUUAUAUAAAGUAUAAAGUACAGUAGACUAUCGGACUCCAAUCUAUGUUAACAAUAUAAAAUGGAUUUAGUCGUGAAUUGUAUAACAACGGCAUAAUCUAAAGAUAAAAAAUCAGUUCUGCAUGAUUUAUA
Messenger RNA from Dendronephthya gigantea, 1703 nucleotides. RefSeq lists its product as uncharacterized. The transcript is spliced from 6 exons. Lineage: Eukaryota; Metazoa; Cnidaria; Anthozoa; Malacalcyonacea; Nephtheidae. The coding region runs from base 79 to 1317 and encodes 412 amino acids. The record is from RefSeq and is a predicted model, not a curated record.